GUAGGGGCAGAACAGUUGGACGUUAAACGUCAUUUCAUUUCAUUUAUCAUGGCUUCAAUUAGAAUUAUGUUCAAUAGGCGACUCUACUCCUUGUCACAUACAGAUCGGAGAUGAACACUUGUCUUUAGUGACGGAUUGACAUAGCAGCAAUGGGCGAAAUGCUUGCAAGUUAUCAAUUCCGAUUAAGUGAUAUUAUCACGAUUUAUAAUACUAUACUGUCUUGUACUACACUGCCUUGUUCUAUCACUAUCUAUAAUACUAUCCUGUUUUUAACUGUUAUGGUCAACUGACAGAUUAACGUAAGGAAUUUUAGCCAAAUCAUCGUCAGACUUCUAUAUCUAUAGUGUACAAAUGAGUGUAAUAUUUUGUAGUAAGUUUGUAGGCCUACUUACCAAAAUGCUUGAAAUUAGGUGGUGUAUACUACUGUAGCUGAUUGCAAACUAUGGUUACAUUUAGUAAGCAGAUACAGCCACAACUCUAUACUACUCUGUUACAAUAGUAAUAAAUUCAGAAUUCUAAUAAUAUAAUGACGUCGUAUAUCAAUACCACACUGGAACUCAAGGACAUGAGCACGACUGGUGUACCGGAAGUUCCCAGACAACGUUUCGUCAACAGAGUUACUGCAUCUUAUAUCGGAAUAAUUUUGAGCAUUGGGUUAAUUGGAAACGCAGUUGUGGUAUAUAUAUACGGAUUUCGCUUUAAACCAUCCGCCUUCAAUAUCAUUAUCCUAUUCCUCGGGGUUAUAAAUCUAAUAUUCUGUGUUUUUGAUAUGCCUUUAGAAAUAAGUAAUAUGACGUAUCCAGUCGAGUUCAGGGGAUGUUGGAUUAUCUUUACACUGGCUACGUUUACAGCAUGGGCGACGGGGAUGGCUUUGCUAGCUAUAGCAGCACUCAGAUAUCGAGCCGUGUGCCAACCACUAAAACCAUCCAUCAGUGUGUUUCGUGCUCGGGUUUUGGUAACUGUGAUUUUCUUCACAUCAAUUCUGACUUCGGCUCCUACGGGUAUAGUUGUGGUGAACUCCCAUGAAAAUCUCGAAGGUAAUUUGUAUGUAGUGAACUGCGAUAAUGAUAAGGAUUCUGAAGAAACAGUUUACCCAAUGCUGUACCUCGGAUUUGAGUUCUGUGUUUUCGCUGUUGCUUUUAUAAGCAUCAUCGUGUUGUACAGUUUCAUAGGUAAAUUGCUAUGGAAACGGAAUAAAUAUGGUCCAUCGGCUAUGAACAAACAUGUAUCACGUAACAGAUUUGAAAGUGAAGAUUCGACUCUGUCAACUAGUACUAGUACAAUUACAAGUGAAAUUUAUAUAUUGACAGUUGAAAUGAACAGCAUUUCAUCGUCAUCAAGUAAAACUUUAAAAAACGAUACGAUUGACAAUGCCAACCAGCAACCAGUUUACAAAAGUGAAUCAUCUUAUUGUCCAGUGUAUACGACAGUAACUGCAAAUACACCCAGCGGUAAGGUGCAACCACGUGCGACAAAGGAACGAAAUAUCAGUGCCAUUUCUCAACUAGACAAUAAAGCGUUUAAUAAAUUAACACCAAUCAAAAUGUUAAUUAUUAUGACGCUUAUAUUCUUUUUAUGUUAUGUUCCACAUUUAUGUUUGAUGAUUUAUAUUCAAGCCGGAUUUCAACUGAGACCGUCUCGUGUUUCAGAGAGUAUAAUAGGUACAGUGAUCCGAUCGAAUUUAUUAAGUAGUGCCGCUAACCCUAUUUUAUAUGGCUGCUACAACCGAAAAUUCAGAGAUGAGGUCAAGUCGAUUUUCAAAAAUGUUACACAGCGUUUAGGCCAUAUAAGGAAACCUCGCCACGCGAAAAUGAACAAUUACAAUUAGCGUAUAUAAGAUAUAUUACGUGUAUGUAUUUUGUUAAAAUAACGCAAAAUAAAAAAAUAUAUAUUGUCA
Patella vulgata (common limpet) is the source of this 1897-nucleotide messenger RNA. Its product is annotated as G-protein coupled receptor 84. Gene Ontology annotation, biological process: neuropeptide signaling pathway. NCBI's taxonomy places the organism in Eukaryota, Metazoa, Mollusca, Gastropoda, Patellidae. Gene Ontology annotation, cellular component: membrane. Gene Ontology annotation, molecular function: neuropeptide receptor activity. The record is from RefSeq and is a predicted model, not a curated record. The coding region runs from base 527 to 1828 and encodes 433 amino acids. The transcript is spliced from 2 exons.